AUGGAUGUUCAUAAUGCCUUCUUACAUGGGGAUCUCAAUGAGGAAAUUUAUAUGGACAUCCCACCAGGUUAUAACAUUCACAAAGAGCAGAUUGAAGGGGAGAAAUUAGUAUGCAAACUAAAUAAGUCCCUCUAUGGACUCAAACAAACAUCAAGGCAAUGGUUCUCAAAGUUUUCCAACUCACUUACUUCUAUUGGAUUUCAACAAUCUAAGUCUGACUAUUCUUUAUUCACUAAAGUUAGUCAAAAAGGGUUCACAACACUCCUAGUGUAUGUGGAUGAUAUCAUAGUGGGAGGUGAUUCUCAAGAUGAAAUUGAUUCACUCCAAACUUACCUUCACAGCAAGUUCAAACUCAAAGACCUUGGACCCCUCAAAUAUUUCCUAGGCCUAGAGGUUGCAAAGUCAUCUUCUGGAAUCAAUUUCUGUCAAAGGAAGUACACUCUCGAAACAUUGGAAGAUGCAGGUUUACUUGGCACUAAAACUGUCUCUACACCUAUUGAAUUGAACCAUAGGUUGAGCCACACCACAAAUGAGAUUCUGCAAGACCCCACAGCCUACAGAAGGCUCAUUGGAAGGCUCAUUUAUUUAACAAUUACCAGGCCAGACAUUACUUAUGUUGUGAAUGUUCUAAGCCAAUUUAUGGACAAGCCUUCACAAACUCAUAUGCACUCAGCCUAUAGAGUUCUAAGAUAUCUCAAAGGGUCCAUAGGUCAGGGCAUCUUCUUGUUAUCAAGAUCACCUCUACACUUGAAAGCAUAUAGUGACUCUGAUUGGGCUGCUUGCCCCGAAAUUAGGAGAUCUGUCACAAGCUUCUGUGUGUUCAUUGAAGACUCAUUGGUAAGUUGGAAAUCAAAGAAACAAGUGACUGUCUCCAGGUCUUCAGCUGAGGCAGAAUAUAGGGCAUUGGCUACAACAAGUUGUGAAAUCGUAUGGCUUCCUAGUCUCUUAAAAGAAUUUAACAUCAAUCAUGAACAAUCUGCUCUCUUGUUCUGUGAUAACCAAGCAGCCAUUCACAUCACAAGGAAUCCUAUAUUCCAUAGAAGGACUAAACACAUAGAGCUGGACUGCCAUUUUGUUCGAGAAAAAGUCCUAGCUGGAGUAAUCACUCCUGUCCAUAUUGCCUCAAAGUUCCAAUUGGCAGACAUUUUCACUAAGGCUUUAUCAUCUUCUGUUUUUCAAUUUUUAUUGUCCAAGAUGGGAAUCCUAAACAUCUAUGUCCAUCUUGAGGGGAGUCUCACGAAGUAA
Juglans microcarpa x Juglans regia is the source of this 1245-nucleotide messenger RNA. RefSeq lists its product as uncharacterized. The transcript has a single exon. Lineage: Eukaryota; Viridiplantae; Streptophyta; Magnoliopsida; Fagales; Juglandaceae. The record is from RefSeq and is a predicted model, not a curated record. Bases 1 to 1245 code for a protein of 414 amino acids.